Messenger RNA from Acanthosepion pharaonis, 2142 nucleotides. NCBI's taxonomy places the organism in Eukaryota, Metazoa, Mollusca, Cephalopoda, Sepiida, Sepiidae. The record is from the annotation of a GenBank genome assembly.
AUGAAAGUUGAAAAGUAUCGCGUUCAGUCUACCUGCGGUGUUCUUGACCAACCUCCGCGUGUCGACAUCUCAGCCGGGUCUCUCUCUCUCUCUCUGGCUUCUGCAGCAACAGGUGGUAAAUUGCUUUUUAUUGAAAUGAUGCUUCUUGUAGGCAUGGACAACAAUUCUGGACUUUUCCCGAAAGAACUUGAGGAAGGUAACUCCCAAACAGAAGAUAUAUUUUCAAUUGAAUACCAACCAAAAGUCUUGGAUUGUUUCUGUUCCAAUACAGUUCGUCAUUUUUAUCCUUCCACCUGGGAUGAAAUACUAUUAAAUUCCCAAACUAUGGACUUAAAGAUGAAAGAAAAGUUCAGAACUAACCCAACAGGGAACAACAUUGUAAUGCCGAAGCCAGUUUAUUUUACCAAGCGAACCAAACCAACCAUUAACCAGCUUUCUGAUGAAGACAUCCAGAACAUAGCUGUGUUCUGCUUUCCUGAUGGGGCAAAAUUAUCUGCUCAAAGAACAGACAAUUUUAAAGUGCAUUAUUUUGUAUUAACUGAUUUCUUAGGAGUACGAAAUUAUGCCACAUGCCUCACCUUCCAUCGAAAGUAUGAGGCUACAAAGGAACGUAAAACUUGGAAGCUGAAGCCAUUUGAGAAAACUAAAUUACACGGUAACUCUCAUUACACAGAGUCUGUUAUUGUUUAUGUUCCUCAUGCUUGUGCCUUUGUUUCUACACAGCCAUAUUUCACCGUGAUGAAGCAGUGUCUCUCAAUUCUUCUAAACAAGAUCAAACUGACCAAGGAUAUUCACACCCAGAAUUUGCUGUUUCAAGAAUUUGUGCGACAACUGUGUAUCACACCUCUUCCUCCGGCUGGUACACUGGCAGUGGGUGUACAUCUGUCUGGUCAUGAAGUAAUCCUUCGUCCUCCACACCAUUCUUCAAUUCCAGUCCUGGAUUUGUCGUUACACAUUGUCUUUCAGUGCUUCCCAAUUGAAACCAUUAUUCAAAUCAUUACUUGUAUUUUAACUGAAAAGAGAAUUGUCUUUCUGUCAUCCAAUUAUGCCCUUUUGACCAUUGUCACUGAGAGUCUCUGCUCACUCAUUUACCCCUUUUCCUGGCGUCAUACUUAUGUGCCUCUUGUAUCUGAUUCUCACCUGGAACUUCUUGAAGCCCCAGGCUCAUUCAUCAUGGGUUGUCAUUUGAAACAUCUUCCGACUGUCAAACAAAUUGCUGAUUUAGUAAUGGUGAAUAUUGACAAAGGAACUAUAAUUGUCAAUGAAUUGGAACCUAUAUUUGGUGCUAUGUCAUAUACUUAUGUAAUAAAUAUUCCCAUGAUGCCACAAGAACCAGUAAAACUUUUGGCUGAAGUCUAUGAAAAAGUCAAGUUCAGUUUUGACUUUAUUGAUCUCGAAAGCCCCUGUCGUUUUAAUCGCAAAGAAGAACUCCAAUUCCGGUUUCAGAAAAUAUCAUCUUUUAACAAAAGGAUGCAGUAUGCAUUUGUUGAACUUAUGGUCAACUUAUUCAGAGACAUUGCCCCAGAAUGCAAAGCUGAUCUGAAAUGUUUCAAGCAAAAUAAUUUUCUACAAAAACAGCUUCCUGCAAAUAUUCCUUUUUAUACAGAAGUGAUGAAAACUACACUUUUUCAGGAAUUUCUAGACAACAUCCUUUCUAAAAAGCCUUCAUUUUGGUCAGAACUGGAGUUGAAGACACGAACAUUAUCAAGAAAAUCUGGAUUCUCCCAAAAUGUCUUUGUUUCCAAUGCCCACAGUAUGACUGGUACCAAACAAGGACUGGUUUCCACAUCUAUUGAAGAAUUACCAAAUGAAUUCAUAUUCUUUAUCCCUUCCAUUUACAACGCAGUGUCUUGUACUGAAUAUCUGAAAGAUUGUAUCAAAGUUUGUACAGAAAAACUCCAGGAUUGUCGUCACUUCAGUCAUCGCACAUCUCUGACUUAUCUGCGAGGAAUGUACUCAUAUGCCGGUUCUGAAUACAGAUUAGCUUAUGAAGAUCUGAAGAAUUUGCAUGAAUCAGCAGAGAGUAUAUACAUCUCACCAAAGUUUGUUCUUUCGAAUGUAGCCAUAAGUUUCUCAUAUUCGUUAUCUGACUUGAGGUCUUUUCGAAUGUGUAGCCAUAAGUUUCUCAUAUUCGUUAUCUGA